GCCCACUCAGUCUUAGGUCAGUUUCGUUUCAUCGAUCGAGAGACGUUCUGCUGUAACAAACCUUUAAUGAUGGGAGCAUCUAAUGACAAACCUCUGAAAUGUCCUCUGUGUCACGAGGAGUGUCGGGAUCAGGUGACGCUGGGAUGCGAUCACAGCUUCUGUCGGGUUUGUAUCAGAGAGUUAUGGAGUGGAUCUGACACUGGACCGUAUUACUGCCCCGAGUGUAGAUACGAGUACCAGCAGCUGCCGGACUACACGGACGGAGCCUCGACAUCUACAGCCACAACAAACACACAUUGGGGCUUCAGAAAGAAGCAGCAUGGCCGGCACUCGAACAAAUGGCCUGGGAAGAGGAAGUUCAGUUCGGCGUUCCAUGGUGGCGGAUGGAGACUUGGCACAGGGCCAUUUAAUGAGUCUGACAUCAGUGACCCUGAUGUAAUCGCCAUCAAUGACUCUGAUGAAGAAACAUCAAUACCACGGAAAAGAAAGGCCACGGCAGAUGAACGCCCAUCUGAAAGCCAGACUCCGUCAGUGGUUUGGGGGAUGACCUCUACAAGUGACACAUCGACACAACACACACCUCCAGAAACAGUGGAGAUCACAUCUCCUCUUGUAGGAUCAUCUCCUGAGAGGAACACAAGUUCCUCUCAGCAAGACCAGCAUACCGUGGCUUCACACGGUGACACAGGCUCGCCCAGGAGAAGCAGCACAUCUCAGGGAGAGAAAGAAGUCUCAAAAGAGCCACCAAAAGCCUGUGACUUACCAGCAGUCAACGCCACCUCUCAUUUGCUUGGAAGGCGGGAAAGGGACAGUGCUUCUAACAGUGAAUCAUCUUCCCUCAGGAUGUCCUCUACAUCAUCAGAGAGACUUUCCAGGAGCAGCUCUGUGCCGUGCCAUUACUGUCCCAGUUCGGAGCAGAAGGUGGCGGUAAAGACCUGCCUGGUUUGCGGGGCGUCCAUGUGCUCCGAGCACCUGCGCGCGCACCUGGAAAAGCCUGUGUUCCAGAACCACCCGCUUGUGGACGCUGUGGAGGACGUGUCUCUCUGGAGAUGCCAAGAGCACCAGGAGAUGAACCGGAUCUACUGCCGAUCAUGUGCAGUGUGUGUUUGUACUGUGUGUUCCCUGGUCGGGUCGCACAAGGGGCACGAGUGCAUCAGCAUCCGCGAGGCAGAGCAGGAGCUCAGAGGCUCACUGAAGGAUGAGAUGCAAAAAAUACAAAAAACGGAAAAGUCCAUUCAGGAAAAACUCUCUGAGCUCAGUGAGAAAAAACGUGGUGUCCAGACGGGGCUGGAGGACGUGCGGGCUGCUGUUUUGCAGCAGUAUCAGGCGAUGCGAGAGGCUCUGGAGGACGAGGAGGGACAGGCGUUACGCUGCGUAGCCCAGGAAGAGCACAGAGUGCUGGGAAGCAUUGACAAGCAGCUGGACACGUUACAGGGCGCCUUGACAUCCAGCCAGACCAUAUUAAACACCUUGCAGGGAAUCACCAAUGCUGAGCGGGUGUCACAGUACCAGGACCAGGCCUUCAUCAUGGAAUACAGCAAAAUAGCAGGACAACUGACUGCACUCUCUGACCCUGUGCAAACCCUCCAGCCUCCUCAGGAGAUAAACCAAGACCGACUGGACUGUCUUCAUGACUGGACCGAGAGGAGACUGGAGACUGUGCUCGUAACACUGCCUCACCGAGACCCUUUCAGACUGCUGUAUGGGAUAAGCCCAAGUCUGGAUCCUGAUACUGCCCAUCCAAAGCUGCUGCUGUCGGAUGAAAACCGUACGGUGGAGUACAGCGAGACCCAGCAGGACUACAGCGAGCAGGAGACACGCUUCAACAUUUUCCCCCAGGUGCUGGGCUCUCGUGCCAUAGACGGCGGCUGCUGCUACUGGGAAGUGGAGGUCUCUCUGGAUGAGGGCCGCUGGAAGCUGGGCGUCUGUGAUGGACAGAUUGGCAGAAAGGGGCAAAAGGACGUCUGCCGUAUUGGCUUCUACCCCAAUUCUUGGUGUUUAAUUUAUGAGAAGGGAAAGGUGGAAGCUCUGCACGAUAAGGUGGCUUCACCUGUGUGUGCCGCUGAACUUUGGAAGGUCGGAGUGCUGCUGGAUUUUAAAGAAGGUCGCUUGUCUUUUUAUAGCGUGGCCAGGGAAGGAGCUCUUUCUUUGCUGUACAGUUUUGAGCAUAAGUUCACCGAGCCCUUGUAUCCGGCGCUGGCAGUUUCUAAAACUCAGCUCAGCAUCUGUGAUAUAUUUACCAAGACCACUGCAGACUAGACUAUGUAUGACACUUUAUUACAUUAAGAAACACUAAUCACUUUUACAUUCCAUAAAACAUCAUUCCAAUAGUCAUGACUGCUGAAUCUAAGAGUGCAAGAGGUCUUGAAAACAAUGGCCUAUUUUUUUCUGAAUGAUCGAUGAUGAUCCUCUGAUUUUUAAUGGGAAAGAUUUACAAAUCGGAGCCAUUUCCAUUACAAAUAUAUGCUUUAUAUAUGCAUUUAUAUAACAUCUGGAAUGGUCUUUUUUCAAAACAAUCUCGCACAGCCUUUUAACUUUUUUCAACCACUUUUCGAUCUUUUUUUAAAAUGUUUUUUUUUUUAACUAUUAUUAUUACUUUGAUAAUUUUAGAUAAAUAAUUUUUUAUUUUUUUAUAUUAAGUCAAAUAUAAAUGUCCAUUGUAUUUUCGUGUAUACUUAAAUAAACUGAAGGCCAGGAUAAAUAUUUUUCAGUAAUGCAAAAAAAUAGAUAAAGUGAACAAUUUCAAACGUUACUCGAUUUUAUACUAGAUACCAGCAUAUCUAUAUCAUUCCAUGUUGAUAUACUGUUGCGAGUUGAUGAAUAUUGCAUUUUAACUCUAGGUGGCAGUAUUGUUCAAUAUAUAAUUUGACAUUUCUAUGAUGAUUGUU
Rhinichthys klamathensis goyatoka is the source of this 2888-nucleotide messenger RNA. Its product is annotated as E3 ubiquitin/ISG15 ligase TRIM25. The record is from RefSeq and is a predicted model, not a curated record. Gene Ontology annotation, molecular function: protein binding; zinc ion binding. The coding region runs from base 67 to 2259 and encodes 730 amino acids. The transcript has 7 exons. Lineage: Eukaryota; Metazoa; Chordata; Actinopteri; Cypriniformes; Leuciscidae.